Molecule: messenger RNA, 1248 nt
Organism: Alternaria ventricosa
Lineage: Eukaryota; Fungi; Ascomycota; Dothideomycetes; Pleosporales; Pleosporaceae
Exons: 2
Coding region: 1-1248 (415 amino acids)
Source: RefSeq, a predicted model, not a curated record
AUGGCACGAACCCGAGCCUGCAAAGCGCGUCCCAGACUUCCUUCCCGCAACACCAUCACCAGAGUGACACCGGGACGCGGGUCUACAGUUGGGUCACUCCGUGCAUCGACAGUAUCCGUCGAAUAUGACAAGGAUGAGAUAGGGUACUCGCGCGACAUCGACAUAGAAGACAGCACCGUGAAUAUCAAGCAAGAAGACGAAGACGAAGACGAAGAUGUGACAGCAGUAAACGAGACAAGAAAAUCGCCAAAGAGACGAGCUCAAGGAGCGAUAGCAAAAGCUUCUGUGGCAAAAAAACACAAAUCCUCCCCACCUGCUUCCGCCACCCGUCUUACCCGCUCCAAGACUUUGCCUUACAGGAAAGAAGCGAGUAGCACUCGGUCUGACAGUGAGUCAGAGAGUGAUAUCGAGACCUACGCACACACCAAGACGCGCUCCAUCAACUCGCCUCUACACCUACUACGCCCAUACAUGGCCUUCCAACUAUCUGUUUCUGGUCUUUCGGGCAAAGCAUACAACGCCGCACAAGCAUCGAUGAAGUCCGUCCUUGACGUCGCAGAGAACUUUGAGAAGCAGUGUGGUGGAACGCUUGCAAGGGCACACGAAAGCCUCAGCAGUAGCAGCAGUGGGAGUUCUGAGGAGCGAGAGUCGCCGAACAGACAAAAGCGAGGAGAAGAAAGACAGGUGUUCAAAGUCGCGAAGCUAGGAGCAAAGAGAGACGACGACGUGUUGCCGAGAAAACAGCAGGAACUGAAUGAACAGACGAGGAAGAGACUCGCGCAAGAGCGAAAGGGAAGAGGGAGGGCAAGACGAGAUUCAAGCGAAGGCGAAGAGUCAUCCGCCCAUUCUUCCUCCAUUUCAUCUUCCAUCACCUCCGACAUCGCAACAGAAAUAGCCAGUGACACCGAGGACGAAGCCAAAUACCCGCCGAUCAAGCUGCUCUCCGUAUCGAGCACAACCUCGAUCUACGACUCGCUUCGCGCAUCGACAACCGAUUCUGGCGAGACUAGCUCGGAAGGCGAAGAAAGCGAUGUGAUUGAACGCCGCGAGAGAAACGCACUGCGACGUCAGAAAGCGAGGCAGAAGAAGCGGAAUGCAUGGAAGAGGGAAGAACUAGAGUCGAAGAGCGAUGCAGAAACGGAGGUGGAUAUUUUGGAGGACAUGAAGGAGGAGAGGAGCAUACCUGCAACGACGGAAAGUGAUUGUGGGAGAGAAGUCACAGUAGACUUCUGUCCGAUAGCAUGGUGA